Vigna angularis (adzuki bean) is the source of this 2649-nucleotide messenger RNA. RefSeq names its product probable inactive receptor kinase At4g23740. Bases 420 to 2333 code for a protein of 637 amino acids. The transcript is spliced from 3 exons. Lineage: Eukaryota; Viridiplantae; Streptophyta; Magnoliopsida; Fabales; Fabaceae. Gene Ontology annotation, biological process: protein phosphorylation. Gene Ontology annotation, molecular function: ATP binding; protein kinase activity; protein binding. The record is from RefSeq and is a predicted model, not a curated record.
CCAAUCGUUAAUCCUUAUUCUCUCCAAUCUCUCUCCGCAUUCACUCUCCACUUCUUACUUAGUGUUAUCGCCAUUAAGCUCCAUGCGUAUAUCUGUUACUGUUUCAGACGUUUCAUUUUUUCUCCCCACAGUUACACUCACCGCUCCAAAUAGAGCCGUUGCUGAAUGCUCCUCAAAAUUUCCUGUCUCUCUUCCACGCACAUUCUUCUACCCUUCACAAAAUCGUAUUUUGCUUACCCCCUUCUCGUUUUGCAUUGGAAGGUGCAACUUUUAGCUUGCUAAUCUCAGAGCACUGUGAGCAUUGUUCCUUAGAAAAACACAUCUCUCUAUGGAGAAAUAGUCUUGUGUUGCUGUGUAAAUAAGGUAGCAGGAGAAACUUCUCGUUCCUACUGCUGUCAGGAGUGGAAGGAAAAUUUGAAAUGGACAUUCUACCCAUUUUAUGUUCCAUUUCCCUUUUGUGUUUGGUUAUGUGGGAAGGAAGUGGUGAGCCUCUUGAAGAUAAGGAGGCGUUGCUUGAGUUUGUGAACAAGUUCCCUCCUUCCAGACCUCUGAAUUGGAAUGAGAGUUCCCCCAUGUGUGCUUCUUGGACUGGUGUGACUUGCAAUGAAGACAGGUCCAGAGUAAUUGCAAUUAGGUUGCCAGGGGUUGGAUUUCAUGGCACUAUUCCACCUGACACUAUUAGUCGCCUCGCAGCACUGCAAACUUUGAGCCUCAGAUCCAAUGUGAUAUCUGGGCCUUUCCCUUCUGAUUUUUCCAAUCUAAAGAACUUGUCUUUCCUCUACCUUCAGUUCAACAACUUGUCUGGGCCUUUGCCUGAUUUCUCGUCCUGGAAGAACCUCACUGUUGUCAAUUUGUCCAAUAACCAUUUCAAUGGCAGCAUUCCUGUCUCCCUUAACACCUUGCCUCAGCUUUCUGGUUUGAACCUUGCAAACAACUCUCUUUCUGGGGAAAUUCCUGACCUCAACUUGUCCAGAUUGCAGGUGCUGAAUCUGUCCAACAACAAUUUGCAGGGAACUGUGCCCAAAUCUCUGUUGAGGUUUCCUGAGUCUGCAUUCUCUGGGAAUAACAUUUCCUUUGGAACUUUUCCCCCAGUUUCUCCGGCACCUCAGCCCGCUUUUGAGCCGGCUUUGAAGUCUAGGAGGCGUAGAAAGCUCAGUGAGGCGGCGCUGUUGGGAGUGGUUGUUGCUGCUGCUGUUUUAGGCCUCCUGGCUUUUGUUUCUUUGACUUUUGUGUGCUGCUCAAGAAGAGGUGAGGAAGAUGAGGAAACCUUCGGUGGGAAGUUGCACAAGGGAGAAAUGUCUCCUGAGAAAGCUGUCUCAAGGAAUCAGGAUGCAAAUAAUAAGCUGGUUUUCUUUGAGGGAUGUAAUUAUGCCUUUGAUUUGGAGGAUUUGUUGAGGGCUUCCGCUGAGGUUCUGGGAAAGGGAACGUUUGGAACUGCCUACAAGGCAAUACUAGAAGAUGCUACCACGGUUGUUGUGAAGAGAUUAAAGGAGGUAGCUGCUGGCAAGAAGGAUUUUGAGCAGCACAUGGAGAUUGUUGGAAGUCUUAAGCAUGAGAAUGUUGUUGAGCUCAAGGCAUAUUAUUAUUCCAAAGAUGAGAAACUCAUGGUAUAUGAUUAUCACAGUCAGGGGAGCAUAGCUUCCAUUUUGCAUGCCAAGAGAGGAGAGGAGAGGGUGCCUUUAGAUUGGGAUACAAGGUUGAAAAUAGCCUUAGGUGCUGCAAGAGGCAUUGCUCGUAUCCAUGUUGAGAACGGUGGCAAGCUGGUACAUGGCAACAUCAAAUCCUCAAACAUCUUUCUCAACACCAAACAUUAUGGAUGUGUGUCUGACCUUGGUCUGGCAACCAUAUCAAGCUCACUGGCCUUACCAAUAUCACGAGCAGCCGGUUACCGGGCACCGGAAGUGACAGACACCAGAAAAGCAGCACAGCCCUCGGAUGUUUACAGUUUUGGUGUGGUGCUGCUAGAGCUUCUGACUGGGAAAUCCCCUAUCCACACUACUGGUGGUGAUGAGAUUAUCCACCUUGUGAGGUGGGUUCAUUCAGUUGUGCGUGAGGAAUGGACAGCUGAAGUGUUUGACCUGGAACUGAUGAGAUAUCCAAACAUAGAAGAAGAGAUGGUGGAAAUGUUACAGAUAGCCAUGUCAUGUGUGGUGAGGAUGCCGGAUCAAAGGCCUAGGAUGUCUGAAGUUGUCAAGAUGAUUGAAAAUGUGAGGCAGAUUGAUGCAGACCCUUAUUCAUCGUCUGGGAACCAAGCUGAACAACUCAAGUUGUCUCAACGUGACAGUGGUAACUCUCCUUCCACUCCCUCCUACUUGCCCAGAGGAAGUGAAUGAAAGAAAGGUGUCACCUUUGUUUGAUUUCAGUGUUUGUCCAUUUUUAGAGCGUGGUUAUUAUUAUCACUACUAUUUUUUCUGAUAUUUAAGUUGCUUGAGUUGAUUAAUUAUUAACUGAUUUGACCCUGGUAGAAGAGUACCAUGCCCUGGUAUAGCAAGAAGUGGUCAUAAUGUGAAGCAUUCCUUUUGUGUGUGUGAACUGAGACAACCUUUACUAAGGUGUACCUUUACCUUUACCUAUUGUUUUUCCCUUGCAAGAGGUCUCUAACAACUCUGUUCUUUUAUUAUAUAGGAAUUUUUUGACAAAUUUACUCCA